Messenger RNA from Benincasa hispida (wax gourd), 2170 nucleotides. RefSeq names its product phytochrome kinase substrate 4 (gene PKS4). NCBI's taxonomy places the organism in Eukaryota, Viridiplantae, Streptophyta, Magnoliopsida, Cucurbitales, Cucurbitaceae. Gene Ontology annotation, biological process: phototropism. The record is from RefSeq and is a predicted model, not a curated record.
GCCUUCAAGUAGCAAAAAAUUAUUAGAUAUGAAAAAGAACCCUAGCUUUUAACCCCCUCCCAUUGCAUCAUCAUUAUCUUUUCUUCUACAAAGAUUAUAAUUCUUCUCUCUCUUAUAUGAUUGCUUCAUACCAUACAUGUAUUUAUAUAUAUUUCAUAUGAGGGUGAAGUUGCUUUCUAAGGGGGUUUUUUGAUGGAAAGAAGAGCAACUUCUAAGAUGAGCCUCAUUAAUGGAGGCUUAUCUGAGAAAACAGUCUUUGGCUACAACAAUAAUAAUGAUAUGAGAGAGAAAAGAGAGCCUUCUAAUUCCAUUCCAUCUUAUCUCACUCAUUCUGAUCAUCAACCUCACCAUUUUCUUGCUCGUUGCACCAUUGUUGAUGAUUCUUCUGAGCUUAGUAUUUUUGAUGCCAAGAAGUAUUUCAAUGAAGUUUCAGCCAACAAUAUCAACAAGGUUUCUCCCAUAACGCACAUCGAGUCGAUGUCAAUGUCGAUGUCGAAGCAGUGUGUUGAUCAUUCAGUAGCGUCGUCUCUGGACCAUGAUUCAGAUAAGGAUUAUGAAUUAUCUAAAUCUAAACCCUGGACUUGUGGUGUUGCCCACCCGUCGCCUGCGCUGGUUUCUAAAUUUUCACCCACUUCUAGCUCCAUUGAUGGGUAUCAUCGUCGAAGCUACCGAGCUCGAUCUUUCCAUUCUGCAACGCCGACUGCUUCGUCGGAGGCUAGUUGGAACAGCCAGACGGGAUUGCUCUCAAACCCUCCUGGAGCAAUCUCGGUGUCGGUUUUACGUGGGGAUUCUGAUCAUCAUUCUGGGAGGAAAACUCGAAAGCCGCCCUCGUCAUCAUCGGUAGCAUCGAGAUGGAUAUUUAGAAGCUCUAAAUGCCCUUGUACUGGGAAGAAGUCGGUUCAAGUUGAGGAAUCUAAAGUCGUACUAGACCCAAAAACAAGUCCUCCUUAUAUCAACAACAACACUACCACCGUCAGUGGCCAUUCUCAAUCUCAAUCAGAGUCGCCGCCAUCUGAGAAAACCUCCAGAGAAAACACAAUGCUUUUGCAGCAUCCAGAUAACGACGUCGUUUGGAGUAGUCAAAGACGUUUUCCUCCAAAUUUGCUUCUUCAAGGACACACAACACAACGUGUAAUAGCCUCCACGGGCUUCACUUUUCCCAUCUUGAAAAACAACACUAACAACAAUGGAGAUAUUGCAACGAGACCUAUAAGCCAUGUUUUGAUCGAAGAACCACCUCGAGAUUCUCUAGAAGUUUUCAAACCAAGCACUGCUAGAGACAAUGGCAAUAGUGGUUGCAGCAGUUUAAAGUCACGAAUUCUAGCUAGUGUAGCAGCAUCGGGCGGCAACGCCACCAUUGUGAACGACAUCGAUGAUGUGGCAAGUGAUGCUAGCUCCGACUUAUUUGAAAUUGAAAGUUUCUCCACUCAAACUGCUAGCACUACCACUGUCUCAUACCCUGCCAUGUUCCACCGACGAGACUCGAUGGAACUAGAAGCAAGAAGACUAGGGUUGGCCCCUGCAUCCACACGUCGCAGCCUCGACGAGCCGAUGACACCGUCAACUGAUUGGUAUGAGCCAAGCGAGGCGAGCAUUGACUGGAGCGUCACCACAGCCGAGGGCUUCGAUCGAGCGAGCAUCGCCAACAUGUCAGAGGCUGAGGAGCCCUGGACUGAGAAAAACAACAACAUCAACAAUAAUAAUAACAGAAGAAGAUCGUCAUCGGGAAAUGGGUUGUUGAGUUGUCGGUCGGAGAAGGCGGUGAGUGUCGGCCCACAGCCGGUGACGAAGCAUGUGAGUAGUAGGCCACCAUUGGGAAAGAAGCCACCACUAGCAAGGUCUAAUUCAGCUCACCUCUCUCUUACUUUUGCUGCCUGAUAUGGGAGCACUCUUUUCUCUUGUGAGUGUGAUGGAGGAUGAUACAUGAUUUUUCUCCACCAAACCCUCUCUCCCAACACACCAUUUCUUGAUUUUCUUAUCUUGUCUCUUCAAUUCUUUUUCUUUUCUUUUCAUUUUUCCCCCUCUUCAUUAUAGUGCUGUGCCUCUUCAAUAAUUGUGCCAACCAUAGUUUGAUGUACUUUUCAAUUUUUUUUACACGUUCUCCUGUUUUUUCCCCCCUUCUAUCAUUCGAUUAUUUUACUUACUACAUUGAAUAAAUUCAUUUUAAAUC